Messenger RNA from Funneliformis caledonium, 216 nucleotides. The record is from the annotation of a GenBank genome assembly. NCBI's taxonomy places the organism in Eukaryota, Fungi, Glomeromycota, Glomeromycetes, Glomerales, Glomeraceae.
UUUUUAUAUUUGAUUAUGGUUCGCAAUAACAAAUCUCAAAAAACACGAAAGCAGUUUACUAAUGAGUCUGACCUUAAUAGUAAUAUAGCAGAAAGUAGUUCGGCUGCUACACAAAUGCAAAAUGCUGAUAAACCGCUCCGGACUUGCAAACGGUCCCCGUUACCUAGUAUAAAUAAAGUGUUUGAAUCAGUACCUAUAUUAGAUAAGAAGUUUUAA